Messenger RNA from Pestalotiopsis fici W106-1, 1173 nucleotides. RefSeq lists its product as uncharacterized. The record is from RefSeq and is a predicted model, not a curated record. Lineage: Eukaryota; Fungi; Ascomycota; Sordariomycetes; Amphisphaeriales; Sporocadaceae. The transcript has a single exon. Bases 1 to 1173 code for a protein of 390 amino acids.
AUGCCCUCGACUAAAAAGAACCUCGUAGUUGCCCUGGUUCUGCUGCCGUCCAUUGUCAUGUGGUUAUACCAACUCCUUCCAGCACUGCGCAAUGAGUUGAUCCCUGUUACCAACGCCAAUGACGCUGACAAGAUUGUCGCACACACGCCAAAGGGCGAAGAUAGGAUACUUGAGCAGGUUGAUCUCGCCGAGUACCCGUAUAGCUAUGGGAGCAACCUGUCUGUCAACCUCGUCGUUGCCACCACCCGCAAGGAAGACAUUUCUUGGACGGAACAUUUGCGGAUACCAAACCUCAAUAUCAUACGCUACGUGUCUGACGAUCCUCAGGCGCCCUAUCACCCACCCCUCGCCAAGGGCCGCGAAGCUCUCAUGUACCACACCUACCUCUACGAGUUUUACGACGAGCUGCCAGACGUGAGCAUAUUCGUACACUCGCAGGAGCAGAGCUGGCACACGGACCCAGAGCUCUGGUCAUCAAUGCUCUUUACGCUGUCCAACUUGGACCUCGAAGCCGUGGUCGAGCGUGGCUACGCCAGCUUGCGCGUCAGCUGGCACGCUGCCUGUCCGGACUGGAUCAACACCACCCACACCAGCACGCACGGCCAGACAUACAAAAAGAAGCAGGAGGAGCCAUGGAUGGUGCCGGCGUUCCGGGCCAUCUUUGGCGAAGACGUCGAGGUACCUGAGACCGUGGGUGGGCCGUGCUGCUCCCAGUUUGCCGUUACGCGCGAGGCCAUCCGCAGUCGUGACCGCGCCGUCUACGCCCGUGCCAUGCAGUGGUUUGUCGAAACGGACUUGAGCGACUACAUUACCGGACGGGUCUGGGAACACAUGUGGAGCUUUCUAUUCAAGGGCGAAGCGACCGAUUGCCCCGUCGAGUGGAAGACGUUUUGCCGCAUGUACGGCGUCUGCUUCGCGGACCAGACCGACAAGGACGAGUUCCACACCCUCUGGAGGCAGCGCCGAGAUAUGCUCGCCCGCCGCGGCUUUUGGCUGGAGCUCUGGGAUCCUCAGCGCGCUGCCUGUGAAAAGAUGCGUAUUGCCGAGCUCGACGUUGACAUUAACCGUCGGCUCCGUACCGCCAUGGCAAGGGGCAGGGCCGGCAAGACUGCCAGUCGAUCGCAGGCCGGACUGGGUAAUCUCUAUAUCAGUGAUACCGCAUUGAUAUUUUAG